UUUGAAUGAAAAGUUGGCUGCUGCACAGUCAGAAAUGACUGAUAAGGAAAACCUGGUAAAACAAUAUGCUGAAGUUGCUGAAGAAGCCGUCUCAGGUUGGGAGAAGGCUGAGUCAGAAGCCGCGAAACUGAAAAAUCACCUGCAAUCCGUUACUCUUUUGAAGCUUACUGCUGAAGACAGGGCAUCACAUCUGGAUGGUGCACUGAAAUUAUAUCUGGAUGCUGCACUGAAGGAGUGCAUGCGGCAGAUACGAAAUUUGAAAGAAGAACAUGAACAGAAGCUGUAUGAUAUGAUUCAGAAUAAAACCAAGCAGUUUGACAAAAUGAAGCAUGAGUUUGAAGCAAAAUUAGCUAACCUUGACCAACAGUUACUCAGGUCUGCAGCGGAAAAUUCUGCACUCUCAAGGUCUUUGCAGGAGCAUUCUAGCAUGGUGAUACAGCUCAGUGAAGAAAAAGCCCAAGCUGAAGUAGAAAUUGAGAUGUUGAAGAGCGAUAUUGAGUCAUGUGAAAGGGAAAUAAAUUCUAUGAAAUAGGAACUCCAAAUUAACUCAAAGGAACUAGAAAUUCGUAUUGAGGAGAAAAAUAUGAGCGUACGGUCUGCAGAAGUUGCAAACAAGCAACACCUGGAGGGACUGAAGAAAGUUGAAAAAUUGGAAGCAGAGUGUCGGAGAUUACGUGGUCUUGUGCGGAAGAAGUUGCCUGGGCCUACAGCCUUGGCCCAGAUGAAGCUUGAGGUUGAGAGUUUGGGUAGAGAUUAUGGGGACAGCCGUGUAAAGAAAUCCCAAGGAGGAAGGCCCAGUUUGCCAGAUUUUUCAUUGGAUAGUGUGCAGAAGUUCC
Molecule: messenger RNA, 836 nt
Organism: Capsicum annuum
Lineage: Eukaryota; Viridiplantae; Streptophyta; Magnoliopsida; Solanales; Solanaceae
Product: filament-like plant protein 4
Exons: 2
Coding region: 35-532 (165 amino acids)
Source: RefSeq, a predicted model, not a curated record